AUGGCCUCAGAGUCCAGGUACCCUCCGGCGCUGAUCACCACGGAGCAAACGCCAGAGGAAGAGCGCAACAUCGACAUCUGCAAGCAAUACAUGGCCAUAGCCUACUCCCCGACCGAGAACAAAGGCGGCCAAUCCGUCUCCCAUCUCUGUCACGCGGACAGCUGGUUCUGGGCACCGGCGACCUUUCCCGGAUGCGAAACGCCCAUGGACUACGCAGAGUCCCAUUCCGUCGUGAUGGCCAGCGUUUCAGACUUGCACAUCAUGCGCUUUGACCAAGUGUUUGCCAAAAACGGCCAUGUCCUGCUGAGAUAUACCGCCGAAGGCAGCCAUGUGGGUAAGCCGUACAAAGGCAUCGAAGCAACGAGGAAACACGCCAUGUGGAGUGCAGCAGCCAUCUUUGAAGUGGAGGACGAGAAGAUCAGGAGCUUCACCAAGGACUGGGACCAGAAGACCAUGCAGAUUCAACUGGGCUGGGCGCCGGUCACCGAGAGCAGUGACCCGAGAUGGAAUGCGCAAGCUCUGGCAGAUCCAGAAACAUCUCGGAAGAAGAAAGAGUGA
Fonsecaea multimorphosa CBS 102226 is the source of this 558-nucleotide messenger RNA. RefSeq lists its product as uncharacterized. Lineage: Eukaryota; Fungi; Ascomycota; Eurotiomycetes; Chaetothyriales; Herpotrichiellaceae. Gene Ontology annotation, biological process: polyketide metabolic process. The coding region runs from base 1 to 558 and encodes 185 amino acids. The transcript has 3 exons. The record is from RefSeq and is a predicted model, not a curated record.